AUUGGUUGACACAUUAAGCGCACGUUCCGAAUGUAAUGUUUGUAAUGAUUGUUAUGUUUGUUGUAUUUGUGAUGAAUGUGUGACACAAUUGGGGUGAACGACAUGAGUCCACUAACACGUGUUCCGUGUGUUGACAUCAAUGCAAACAAUUUGGACAAUUGGUGGCCACAUAUGAUAACAGCCAUCAAUAGUUGCAAUUAUGUGGCACUGGAUCUCGAAUUGAGUGGUUUGGGUGCCAGAGAUAAACUCAAUGCUAAACAAAUAGAUGAAAGAUAUAAAGCAGUUGUUUGUACGGCUAAAACACGAUCUGUUCUGUCCAUUGGUUUUGCUUUCUUUACGUUUACUGACAAAAAUUCCGGUGAUAUUAGCAAUAAAUGUGUUAAAAAUAAAACAAAAACUAAGAAACAAACCAAUUGUCAAACAAAAGCUAACAACAGUUCAGUGACUGAUGACAUUCAAGACGUAAACAGUGAAAGUGAUGUCAAAACUGGUGAUAAACAGUGGAAAAUAACUGCAAAAGUGUUUAAUUUGUUAUGUCUUUGUGAUGAAGAAUAUAUCUGUGAACCGGAAACGAUGCGAUUUCUGGCAUCACAUGGAUUUGAUUUUAAUGGUCAAUGUUUACAUGGACUACCAUAUCAUCGGGGAAAUGAUACAGAAUAUGAAGAUUCGACGACACCAUCGAUAAGAAAAUUAAUAACAGAAAUAAUUAGACAUAAAUUGCCAAUUGUUUUACACAACGGUUUUAUAGAUUUGGUAUUUUUAUACCAAAACUUUUACAGUGAUUUACCAAACGAUUUGCAGACUUUUAUAGCAGAUUUGGUUGAGUUGUUUCCGUCCGGUAUUUUUGACACCAAAUAUAUCGCAGAUUUUCACGAAAGACUUAACAGAUCUUAUUUGGAGUAUUUGUUUUAUGAAAAACAGAGGUAUAAUAUCGAGCGAUCAAUGAAUGGACAAACAUAUAUUGAUAUAACAUUUACUUCAUAUUCACAUAAUUUAUUGGACAUCGAGUAUCAGGAUUUGUCCACAAAAAUAGCUUCUGAACCUAAUAUCGCAAUCGAUAUUUGUCUCGAUUAUGCCAACCACGGAUGGUGUAAAUUAAAAGAUUUAUGCAAAAACAGUCAUAAUAUCGACCAUAUUUUAGAUAAGAAGAAUACCAGUAAAAGGAUUAAGAAAAUGAUAAGAAAAUUAAAAAAGAAAAAUGAAGAACAACUUUAUGAAGACUCAAACGAUGAACACAACUCAUCACCGGUAGAGAUGAUCGUCAAUAUGAAUCACUCGCGACAAGGCGUUCAUAGCGCCGGUUACGAUGCCUUUAUGACUGGCUAUUGUUUCGCUUAUUAUAUGGCCGUUAACGCCAAGUCAAGACAGUUGUCUUCAAAACAGUUAUGUUUUAAGAGUUUAGGAAUUUCCCAAUUGGUUAAUAAUAUAUACCUUAUAGGGAAAGACCAGUCUCUCAGAAUAAAUGCCAGUUCUUUCGCAAAAACAUCUAAUAAUCAUAAGAUUAAGAUUAAGAGAAUUCAUACAAAUAAUUCUUGA
Messenger RNA from Oppia nitens, 1536 nucleotides. RefSeq names its product target of EGR1 protein 1-like. Gene Ontology annotation, molecular function: snRNA binding; 3'-5'-RNA exonuclease activity; metal ion binding. Gene Ontology annotation, biological process: snRNA 3'-end processing. Gene Ontology annotation, cellular component: Cajal body; cytoplasm. The record is from RefSeq and is a predicted model, not a curated record. Lineage: Eukaryota; Metazoa; Arthropoda; Arachnida; Sarcoptiformes; Oppiidae. The coding region runs from base 76 to 1536 and encodes 486 amino acids. The transcript is spliced from 7 exons.